UAGAAUAUUGCACCUCCAUGAUUUUUUAGGUCUCUCUGUAUUAAUUUGAUAUUUGUACCGUACAUUGCUUGUAUCUAACGAAUUCGCCUUGUUAAGUAUCCAUCGGCGCCACGAAGUACGUGUAAAUGUAAACGGAGUGGUGAAGUUAGGAACCCUGAGUAGGGUGUAAGAUACAGCAGCGCCAUAAAGUCCGUGUAAAAUUAAAUGGUGUGGAGAAGUUAGGAACCCUGAGUAGGUUGUCGUUAACAAGGCGAAUAUAUCCUAGACCUGUACCUAUUCGCUGUGUCGUCUCAUUGGAGGGGAGGGCUGGCGCUGAUGUCAAUUUAACACGUAGUCUUAUGUAAAGAGAAACGAAUCACGGCCAACGAAGAUAGACCUUAAUAGAAGCGCAAAGCCCUGUCCUAAAGUGGAAGUGAGAACAGUGACUGUUAAGUGAUACUUAAUUUUAGUUCUGAUACUGACCAAAUAACUUCUGGGGGAGGAGGGGGGGGGGGUAACGUAUUAUCGACAGUCAUGUCAUUAUUAGUGUAUCGUCGUAGCAUGAAGUAAAGGAGCACGCUGUCCUGGGACUCACUCGAAAACGACCGAUACCUAAGUGAACUCAAAGAAAUACCUACGCGAUUUAUAAGCAGUUUGAUUUUUGUGUUGUUGACGUUUAGUCUAUAUAACAGCCAACCGUGAGCUUCUUCUGAGGAUAUAGCAAUCGAAAAAAUGGAUACUACCGAGAAGGAGACGUUGAUUAAGCUUCAGGCACUAGAUCAAUUUGAAGCCCUUCUCAACAACAAGGAGUUCAGUGACGUAAAAUUCGUGGUUGAAGGCAAAACCAUAUACGCGAACAAGGUUAUCCUGAUCUCCAGAAGCUCGGUUUUCUCAGCUAUGUUCAGAAAUCCGAUGAAAGAAGCCCAAGAGAGUGCAGUAGAAAUAACGGACAUCGAGUACAACGUUAUGUUGGAAACUUUACGAUUCGUCUACGUUGCCAAAGUUAAUGAAAUCGAGAAGUUUUCGAAAAGCCUACUAGCUACGGCCGAUAAGUAUGACCUUGGCGGACUGAAGGAGAUUUGCACGGAUCACUUGUGCACUAAGAUAUCCGUUGAAAGCGUCGUGGAGUACCUUAGUUUGGCGGAUUUACACAACGUCCGGCAACUCAAAGAAAAGGCGAUCAAGUUCAUCAUUGAUAAUGGAAAUGCGAUGGUGAAUAGACCAGAGUUCGAUUCGAUAGUCGAUUUACACAAAGGCGCUUUCCUGGAAGUUGUUCGUGCUGUGUUAGCGCGAGAAAAAAUUGAGGACAGUAGGUCGUCAAAAAGCUACAAAAAGAAACUCCAUCAGACCUACCGGCACGUUUUACUGCAAUCACUCAAGCAAAAUGUAUAAAUACUCUCUGCAUCAUGUGAAAAAAGGCACCUGCUACUCAUUACACGCAACGAGAAAUAUAUAAUCAACCUCGUCCAUAAUGCACGACGACGACCCUGACUAUAUC
Molecule: messenger RNA, 1477 nt
Organism: Nasonia vitripennis (jewel wasp)
Lineage: Eukaryota; Metazoa; Arthropoda; Insecta; Hymenoptera; Pteromalidae
Product: speckle-type POZ protein-like
Exons: 3
Coding region: 712-1371 (219 amino acids)
Biological process (GO): regulation of proteolysis; proteasome-mediated ubiquitin-dependent protein catabolic process
Cellular component (GO): cytoplasm
Molecular function (GO): ubiquitin protein ligase binding
Source: RefSeq, a predicted model, not a curated record